AUAAUUCAAGAAUUACAUUUCAUCAAAGGACCUCAAGCCAUUCGAGAACCCGGGAUCAGACCCGCCCCAAGCGAGUACACGCAUGCCGCCUAAUAAAGCUGCCGCCCACGAGCGAACGCACCAUUACCGUCCAGCGAGCCCGGAGAAACCGAAACAGCCGACCGGUAAAGACGUGGUGGAGGCCCUAAUGAAGGCUCAGAAUUCCGCAAACGCCAUGAAGAGUGCAUCGCAACGACUGCAGCGGGCGCUGGGACUGCAGGACGCGCUUCCGUACAACGCGCCGCCUGUCAUGCCGCCGAAUCUGGUGCAGGCGUUUGAGGAGGGACUGGAGGAGUUUGGCAUUGGAGUCAAGAUGAGCAAGAUGGAUUUGAGUGAAGGCAAGGGAAAUGAGGGUGGUGGUCUUGGAGUUGAUCUUGAGGGUCUCAUGGAGCCAUUUUCGCCUGAAAAGAGUGAUGUGGAGGUCGGGGAGAAGACGGUUGGUACGCCGCGCUCUGAUGCUGCUCCCGUCUUAUUCCCUUCUCCAAGGAUCGAACAGGAGGAGGUAUUUCCAGAGGAGCCUGCUACUACUCCAGCCAACGUGGACUGCUUCUUGGAGACUCUUUUCCAGCGCCCACCACCAGCCACAGCACCAAGUGUUGCCGUCGUCCCACCCACACCGCACAAGAUAGGAGAACCUCCAAAAGGGAAAGACCGCAAGCGCACCCGAGCCGACUCUCGAGCAGACCACCUCCUAACCCGCCCCGUCCCCGGCGCUUUCCAGCAAAAGAAACUCCGCAACGAUGGCGUCACCGGCUUGCAAACCCUCCCCGUCACCGCAAGCGCAGCCUGGACGACCGACUUCCCAGGCAGAACAGACGGGCUGUCUCACACCCUGCUGACCUGGCACUCCACAAUGAGCACCCUCUACCAGAAAUGCCAAGACGAAACGGUCAUGCAAAUCCAUCCCCUCUUUCCCUAUCCACCGACUCGUCCUGUCGGCGUCCCGCUCGUCUCAAUCUCCUUCUGGGACACGUCCGUCGAGCCGCGCCGCGAGCUGCGCUUCAUCGGCCCCGGCGACGUCUCUUCGAUCCUCUAUGCCGAGGUCGACACCUUCUCCCUUUCCCUGCCCGAGGAUCAUGAUUCGGAUGACGUCACGCCCGAGGAAUAUCGCAGCACCUCAGGCCCCUUCGCGCGCAUGGCUUCAGGCCGAAUCCCGCUCACAGCCACCGGGCUCCGCAAGAUCGCGAUGCAUGAUCGGAAUGCGCAGGGCGAGGGCCGUUGGUGCUUCGUGGUAGUUAACGGGUGGAAGAAGGCGGACGGGGAGGUGGCGCCGUUUGUGGUGUUGGGAUGGCCAACUACGAGCGUUACGAACAGUAGCGAGUGCCUUUACACAAUAUAUCCGGAUGAGGAAGAGAACCUGCAGGAUGAAAAGGACGUAUAUGGAGGGAUGCCACCGCCGCUGCUGCCGGCGUCGAAGACUCGGGUCCCCUUGGGGAGGCUCGUUAGUAUGCCGACGCUGUGGGGUGGAGGGUCGGUUACGCCGAGGAUGCGGGACGAGCUGAGGAGUGCGUCGGCGACUACGCUUCCACCUCCUGCGCCGAAUCGUCCGCGGGGCAGCGCGGGACAGGCUGGAGUUGCGAAGGGAGUCUAUCAACCGGAUGCCUGGACUCUGAGAAGAACUAGCCUGAUGUUCCAGAAAGCAGGUGGGGUUCCGCUGAUUGAGGCAUUUAGGACGGAUGCGGGUGCCUGGAUGCCGUUCCUGGAGGCUGUGGGAAAGGGAAAGGGUAAAGUGAUGACGUUUUGCGAGAUGGACUAAAGGAGUCGGAAGGAAGGAUGGGGGUACCAAUAGGCUCAGGGAAGGAAGAUCGGAAAAUUGACGUCCAGGGUCGGAGAUGUAGUGUACAAUAUUGAGCAUUGCCCUGGGUAU
Molecule: messenger RNA, 1906 nt
Organism: Trematosphaeria pertusa
Lineage: Eukaryota; Fungi; Ascomycota; Dothideomycetes; Pleosporales; Trematosphaeriaceae
Exons: 2
Coding region: 83-1795 (570 amino acids)
Source: RefSeq, a predicted model, not a curated record